Triticum dicoccoides is the source of this 1098-nucleotide messenger RNA. RefSeq lists its product as uncharacterized. Lineage: Eukaryota; Viridiplantae; Streptophyta; Magnoliopsida; Poales; Poaceae. The transcript has a single exon. The record is from RefSeq and is a predicted model, not a curated record. Bases 153 to 734 code for a protein of 193 amino acids.
CUCUAGAGCAGUCGUAGCAAGUACCACCGCAGAGAGCUAGGGAGCGACACGAGCCAACCGGGUUCGCUUCAUAUCCUUGUCCCAACAGCCGGGCAGACGAGCAGCAACAGCGAGGUAGGUGCUGAUUAUCUAUAGACAGACCGCGGCCAGUGAUGGACGACUUCACCUUCCCUACAACGGCCGCCGCGGCAGAGCAUGCGGAGCCACUGUUCCUACAUCACCACCACCGCCUUCUCCCCUUCCCCCACUUCGCCUCCUCGCCGCUCUGGUUUCCCAGCGACGGCGUCGCCGUUACACCGGUGGUGGCCGUGGUGAGCCGCCGAACCGUGGACGGCAUGGAAGAGCAAGAGCCCACGUCGUCGGACUCGGCCGCCGGACGACGGUCCAAGGGGGAGAGGGGAGGAGAAGCGGAUGAAGGGGUGGUCGUGCGCGCUGCCGGCGCGGACGGCGAGGACAAGAUGGACAUGCUGUGGGAGAACUUCAACGAGGAGCUGCGGCGCGCCGGUUCUUGCUCGAAGACGGCGGCGUGCGGGCUGGACGAGCUGUCGGACACGGAGUCGGAGGCGGGGGAGCGCGGGCGCGGGUGGGCGCCGAUGCUGCGGGCGUCGUCGAGGGCCGGCGGGACGGGGCAGUACUACCGCCGGAGCGGCAGCUGGGUGCUGCUCAUGAGGAUCUUCAAGAGGCUCUUCGUCGUCGAGAAGACGACCAUCUCCGCCGCGCAUCGGCGCCACUAGGCCAAGGCAGCAGAGUGAUGCGUACAUGCACACAGCACACGUACAGCAUGCACACAAUCGCCUGAGGCAUCCUUGGGAUGCAAAUGCGGAGUAAGUUAAGUUAUACUAGACGGACAUGAGUAAUUAAGCGUUCAUCUUCCUUGCUACUCCUUUUGUUUCUGGUAAAAUAUAUAGAAAGUCAAGACCCGUGGAGAUUCUUUUGUAUUUACCCACUUGUCACUAAGCCAGGAGAUGUGUCCUGUCAUGAAUCACGAUCUUGUGGUAAAUUAUAUUAUGAGUUAUUAAGUGUUCGUGAGUGGCGUAAGUGUAAUUAGAGUUCAUCUGAACAAAGAAACUCGGUUAUAUAUCACCCCAUUUUCUUGCA